ACCUUUUAAGUCUAAAGAGAUCAAAUGGGUUCUUCUUCUUUAGCUACUAACCUGCGCACGUUCUCAAUUCAACAUCAAUCAUCGUCGAAUCUUUCAUUUUCAUCAUCAAUCCAACGGUUGAUUCCAAUCAGAAUAAUUUCUUCAUUUCUUCGAUCAAACAAAGUAAACCUAAUUUCAACAAGCAGUAGUAGAAUUCAAAGACCUGCUAAGUGGAAACUACAGUCAUCAAUGGCGGGUACUGUUAAAUCUAGUAAAGAACAUCAUAAGAAAGAGAUAUUUGAGAAUGAAGAACUUUUAUCGAUUUCUUUAGCGAAAUAUAUAGCUGAUUUAUCUGAGAAAUUUGUUAAAGAAAGAGGUUCUUUUACUGUUACUCUCUCUGGUGGUUCUCUCAUCAAAUCUCUCAGGAAGUUGGCGGAAGCACCAUAUGUUGAUUCAAUUGAUUGGGCAAAAUGGCAUGUCCUAUGGCUAGACGAGAGAGUUGUUCCUAAGGAUCACGCUGAUAGUAAUUAUAAGCUUGCUUAUGAUGGGCUUCUGUCUAAGGUUCCUAUUCCUCCUGGUCAAGUUUAUGCUAUAAACGAUGCACUCUCUGCUGAAGGCGCCGCUGAUGAUUAUGAGACCUGCCUGAAGCAUUUGGUUAAUACCGGUAUCUUGGCUGUAUCAGCUGCUAGUGGGUUCCCAAAAUUUGAUCUCCAGUUGCUAGGGAUGGGCCCAGAUGGUCAUGUAGCAUCUCUAUUUCCUGGACAUCCUCUUCUUUAUGAGAAGGAACGAUGGGUUACCUUCAUUAAGGACUCGCCAAAACCUCCACCAGAGAGAAUUACUUUAACUUUCCCUGUGAUAAACUCGUCCGCAUAUAAUGCUAUUGUGCUGGUUGGAGCUGGUAAAUCUGCCAUAGUCGCGAAAGCAUGGGGUAAAGAUAAAAGCUCGGAUUUGCUUCCUGUUGAAAUGGUUACAGCUGAAGAUGAAUUUACCUGGUUUAUGGACAAAGAAGCGGCAUCAAAGCUGUAAAGAGAGUGAUCAGGUAUGACUACUGUAAUGUAAGCUGUAUAAGACUCGAGUGAAUGGAUUAUCAUCAAAUCUUCCGUCUAGGCCUGCAACUUUAUGAAAAUAAAUUCCUGACAUGCCAGGUGAUUCUAUAAUGCAUGUGGUAGUCAAAUGACUUAAUAAAGACUGUGUUUUAGUAAAGUUGUUUUUUUUUUUUUUUGUUUGUAAGUAAGAUAUUGCAUAAAACGAUUAGGACUCGAAAGGAGUCAUGGUUACAAAA
Molecule: messenger RNA, 1261 nt
Organism: Papaver somniferum (opium poppy)
Lineage: Eukaryota; Viridiplantae; Streptophyta; Magnoliopsida; Ranunculales; Papaveraceae
Product: probable 6-phosphogluconolactonase 4, chloroplastic
Exons: 3
Coding region: 25-1005 (326 amino acids)
Biological process (GO): carbohydrate metabolic process; pentose-phosphate shunt
Molecular function (GO): 6-phosphogluconolactonase activity
Source: RefSeq, a predicted model, not a curated record